AUGAAGUUCACAACUCCCCUCCUCGUUCUGCAGUCAGUUGCUUGUGCAGCCUUCACGCUCCCAGACAACUUGCCCAACGGUGUAUACCGCGCUCACGUCAACGCCGAAGGCCUUGAAGUCUCAGAAGGAGUCACAGUUGACUAUAAAACUACUGUAACUCCAAGGAAGACUACGAAUCUUCUCAAGUCUCGCCAAACCAAGGACGAAGGAGGAUGGGACCGAGACCAGCCAGACAUGUGGUGUGGAUGUGGUCUUUCCAUGAACCAUGGAAACUGCGAUAACGCUGUCGACAUGCUCAAGGCACAGUUUGACAGAUCUGAUGGCGGCGUCGGUGAAGUUACUCAAGCCUGGUAUUCCAUCUACGGCGAUGUCGUUGCAUUCUGUUGUGCACAAGGCACAUUCCCUCUCUUUUCCAGCCAGUACACCGAUUUUCUCGCGCGUCUCACGGAUAGAUGCGGCUGGUAUGUUCCAGGGACAUUUUCCCCGUCUUCCAUUGGCCUUUCUGCCGUUGACUGUGGUUACAUGAACUAUUCCCCUGGUCUCGAUUUCUGUGGCAAUGCAGAAAUUGGUCGUCACAUGGGAGAAAAGGGACGAUGCUGA
This is a messenger RNA of Fusarium pseudograminearum CS3096, 600 nucleotides long. RefSeq lists its product as uncharacterized. The record is from RefSeq and is a predicted model, not a curated record. The transcript is spliced from 3 exons. NCBI's taxonomy places the organism in Eukaryota, Fungi, Ascomycota, Sordariomycetes, Hypocreales, Nectriaceae. The coding region runs from base 1 to 600 and encodes 199 amino acids.